AUGGAGAUGAUUCCAAUAGUAAUACUAGGAAUAGAAUUUUAUAAUAAUUAUUGGAAUCCUGUAAACGGAGUAGAUUUUGUACUUUCAGCAACAUAAAUAACAAAAACUAGUUGUACAGUUUAAACAGCACGCAAUAAUAAUAGCUAAUUAGAUGGUAUUUCUGUUAGUGCUUUAGUUAUUGAUACUUCAUAAUUUCCUUUUUUUGUUAAAAAUGAUUAAUAAAUUUAAAAUAUACAAUUUACAAAUUAUGUUUAUUAAAAGGAGUAUAGUUUUUCAUCUAAUAUCCAAAAUCAAAGUAAUAAAUGUGUUUCUGUUAUAUUGACAGGUUGGAAAUCAGCUUAUGAUUCUUCUAAUAAAGUUUUCGCUUUAACUAUUUAAGUGGUUAUAAUAACAGAUUCUGGAUAUACUAUUUAGAUAUCAACAGCUAAAGACUCAUAAUAAGUAAUUAAUGUAUCUUUUACUGUAUUAGAAUACAUUUAAAAUCCUCCAACCAGUAUAUAUGGAAUAGUUUCAAAUUAUGAUACUCAAUACUAGUAACCAACAACUUAAAAUUGUUUCUUCAAUGAUUAGUGCCCUAAUUCUUUAAGAUACUUUCCUGUCUAAUUUAAUGUUUUCAUACAAAAUUCUCCACCCUCAGGAAAUUAUCAGAAUUUUUUUGUUUCUUUAAAUCAACUAUACUUCAAUACAGUAAAAGACGGCUCAGAUUUAAGAAUUAGCAUCAUAAAUUUGCCAGUUUCUUCAAAUAAAAUAUAGUAUCAAUACUAAGUUUGGGAUGGUGCUUAAUGUUUAGGAGCUACUUCAACAGCCUUAUACUUCUACAAGAAAACUUGUCCAAGUAAUUAAUUUAUAAAGAUUAACUCUAAUAGUUGUUCUUCAGUUUGCUAGAUUUAAGAUCCUUCAAAUAGCUCUAUAUGCUUAGAUUGUCCUUCUGGAUAAUAUUUUUUAUAAGAUUAAAAUAUAUGCUAAGCAACUUAACCAAAUGGUUAUUCUUGCUCAGUACCUAGCGCAUAAUUUAAUUUUAAAGUUUGCUAAACAUAUAGAAUUUCUAAUUGGAAAUGUUAUUCUCAAAGUUCUCCUCCUAAUAACACAUUUUGUGAUUGGAAUAUAUUAUAAUGUACUUAAUGUACAGAUUCUAGUUGUAAAGCUUGUAGUGAUCCUACAUAACCUCCAUAAAAAUGCUUAUCAUGUGAUGCAAGUAAAAAAAUGGUUUUGUUCUCAGGUAAAUGCUAUUCUUAAAGCUCUCCUCCUCUCAAUACUUUUUGUGAUUGGAAUAAAUUAAAAUGUACUUAAUGUACAGAUCCUAGUUGCUUAGUUUGUAGUGAUACUGCAUAUCCUUCAUAAAAAUGCUUUUCAUGUGAUGUUAGUAAAAAUAUGGUCCUCUUCUAGGAUAAGUGCUAUUCUUAAAGUUCUCCUCCUCACAAUGCUUUUUGUGAUUGGAAUAAAUUAUUAUGUACUUAAUGUAACGAUUCUAGAUGUCUCUUUUGUAGCGAUCCUAAUUCCCCACCAUAGAUUUGUUUAUCCUGUUAAAUUAACUCAAACUAUAUUUUAAAAGAAGGAAAGUGCUUAUAAAAUUGUUAAUAAAUAUAAAGCGAAGAAAAUGAAGAAUGCUCCUAAAAUUAAAUUAUAGAGAUAUAAGAAACAUAUAAACUCAACAAUGAUCCAAAUUAUCAAAAGUACUAAAAUUUAGUAGUAGGGUCAUCUGUUUUAGCUGUUACAUCUCUAGAAAUUAUUCUCUUCUUGAGACCACUUAUCUAAAUAUUAAAAUUGAUAAAAAUGGUACCAACUUUGAUUAAAAAGAUUAAACUAUACUUGAAUGAAAAGAAAUAGAAAAAGAAAGUAGACUUUUUAAGCUAGUAAUAUCUAGAACUGAUUGAAAAAAAUUAAAAUUAGAGCAAUUAUACUGACUAAGUUCCAAUAGUCUAUUUUCAAUAAAAUAUUUGGCUUUUUAAAUUUGGAGAUGGUACUUAUUAAGGCUCAUAAACUAUUGAUUAUUCAGCCAACUCAUUUUAAUAGAUUCCAAUUGUAAUACUAGGAAUUUAAUUUUACAAUAAUUAGUGGAAUCCUUCCACAGGAGUAGAUUUUGUACUUUCAGCAGCAGAUAUAACAAAAACUAGUUGUACAGUUUAAACAGCUCGUAAUAAUAAUAGUAUAUUAGCUGGUAUUUCUGCUAGUGCCUUAGUUAUAGAUACUUCAUAAUUUCCUUUUUUUAUUAAAAGUGAUUAAUAAAUUUAAAAUAUAAAAUUUACAAAUUAUGUUUAUUAAAAGGUUUAUAGCUUUUCAACUAAUAUAUAAAAUCAAAGUAAUAAAUUUGUUUCUGUUAUAUUGACAGGUUGGAAAUCAGCUUAUGAUUCUUCUAAUAAAGUUUUCGCUCUAACUAUUUAAGUGGUUGGCAUAACAGAUUCUGGAUAUACUAUUUAGAUAUCAACAGCUCAAGAUUCAUAAUAAAUAAUUAAUGUAUAUUUUACUGUAUUAGAAUACAUUUAAAAUCCUCCAACCAGUAUAUAUGGAAUAGUUUCAAAUUAUGAUAAACAAUACUAAUAACCAACAACUUAAAAUUGUUUCUUCAAUGAUUAGUGUUCUAAUUCUUAAAGAUUCUUUCCUGUCUAAUUUAAUGUUUUGAUACAAAACUCUCCACCCUCAGGAAAUUAUCAGAAUUUUUUUGUUUCUUUAAACUAACUUUACUUCAAUACAGUAUAAGAUGACUAAGCUUUAAGAAUUACUAUCAUAAAUAAGCCUAUUUCAUCAAAUAAAAUAUAGUAUCAAUACUCAGUUUGGGAUGGUGCUUAAUGUUUAGGAGCUACAUCAACAGCCAUAUACUUCUAUAAGAAAACUUGUCCAAGUAAUUAAUUGAUAAAUAUUAACUCUAAUAGUUGUUCAUCAGUUUGCUUGAUUUAAGAUCCUUCAAAUAGCUCUAUAUGCUUAGAUUGUCCUUCUGGAUAAUAUUUUUUAUAAGAUUAAAAUAUAUGCUAAGCAACUUAACCAAAUGGUUAUUCUUGCUCAGUACCGAGCGCAUAAUCUAAUUUUAACGUUUGCUAAAAUUGUAACAUUUCUAAUUGCAAGUUAUGUUCAUAAAUUUCUAAUUAAUUUACUUGCACUUAAUGUGUAAGUUAGUAUUUUUUAUACAAUAACUAAUGCUAAUAAACAUAACCUUCAAAUACAUUUUGCGAUAUUUAAAGUUUUAUUUGUAGUAAAUGUUUAGAUGAAAGUUGUUUAACUUGUAGCGACCCUAGUUAAUCAUCUCCUUAGUGCUUAACUUGUGAUACUAAAUAAAACUAAAUUUUAUAUAAAGGAAAAUGUUAUUCUCAAAGUUCUCCUCCUAAUAACACGUUUUGUGAUUGGAGUAAAUUAUAAUGCAUUUUAUGCAAUGAUAGCAACUGUCUUUCUUGCAGUGACCCUGCUAAGACACCAUAAAUUUGCAAUAAGUGCGUACCAAACUAAUCUUUGAUUUUAUUUUAAGGUAAAUGUUAUAACUAGAAUAACCCUCCUCCUAACACCUAUUGUGAUUGGACAAAAUUGAGAUGUUCUUUAUGUGUUGAUAGUAAAUGUCUUACUUGCUCUGAUCCUAGCUUAUCACCUUAAUAAUGCUUAAAAUGUGAUGCAAGCUAAAAAUAGGUUCUUUAUCAGGGUGAAUGUUACAAUUAGUAGAACCAACCAUCAAACACAUUUUGUGAUUGGAAUACAUUAUAAUGUAGCAAUUGUAAUGAUUCUAAAUGCCUCUUUUGUAGUGAUCCUAAUUUACCUCCUUAAUUAUGUUUAUAAUGUGAUGUUAGCUUAUAAAAGUAAAUACUAUAUUAGGGUAAAUGCUUUAGCUAAAGUGAUCCUCCUCCCUAAAACGCAUUUUGUAAUUGGGACAAAUUAUAAUGUUCUAAGUGUGCUGAUAACAUAUGUCUUACUUGUAGUGAUCCUAGUAAACCACCUUAAAAAUGUUUAUCAUGUGAUACUAGUUAAAAGUAAAUUCUUUAUUAGGGUAAAUGCUUUAACAAGAAUAAUCCUCCAUCAAAUACUUAUUGUGAUUGGAAUAAAUUAAAUUGUACUUAAUGUACAGAUCCUAGUUGCUUAUAUUGUAGCGAUACUACAUAAUCUCCAUAAAAAUGCUUAUCAUGUGAUGCUAGCAAAAAGAUGGUUCUCUUCUAGGAUAAGUGCUAUUCUUAAAGUUCUCCUCCUCAAAAUGCUUUUUGUGAUUGGAAUAAAUUAUUAUGUACUUAAUGUAAUGAUUCUAGUUGUCUAAAGUGUAGUGAUCCUAAUUUACCUCCUUAAUUAUGCUUAUUAUGUGAUGCUAGUAAAAACAUGGUUUUAUUCUAGGAUAAGUGCUACCCUUAAAGCUCUCCUCCUCCAAAUACUUUUUGUGAUUGGAAUAAAUUAUUAUGUACUUAAUGUAAUGAUUCUAGAUGUCUCUUUUGCAGUGAUUCUAAUUCCCCACCAUAGAUUUGUUUAUCAUGUUAAAUUAACUCAAACUAUAUUUUAAAAGAAGGAAAGUGCAUAUAAAAUUGUUAAUAGAUAUAUAUCAAAGAAAAUGAAGAAUGCUCCUAAAAUUAAAUUAUAGAGAUAUAAGAAACAUAUUAACUUAGCAAAGAUCCAAAUUAUCAAAAAUACUAAAAUUUAGUAGUAGGGUCAUCUGUUUUAGCUAUUACAUCUCUAGUUUUCAAGUUAGUUUUUGAAAAUGGUAAAUGA
This is a messenger RNA of Tetrahymena thermophila SB210, 4671 nucleotides long. RefSeq lists its product as hypothetical. NCBI's taxonomy places the organism in Eukaryota, Ciliophora, Oligohymenophorea, Hymenostomatida, Tetrahymenidae. The record is from RefSeq and is a predicted model, not a curated record. Gene Ontology annotation, molecular function: carbohydrate binding. The transcript has 6 exons. Gene Ontology annotation, biological process: cell adhesion.